UAACAGUGAUAAUAAAUUAAUAAAAAAUUGACAAUUUAGUAAUUUAGUAUUAGUAUUUAUAUUUUACUGUCAAUAUGGUAAUUCAAAAGUAACAUACAAUAUAAUAUAAAUAUACCUACUACCUUAUUGAAUGACAAUGUCGAGUUAUAAUGAUCGACGACGAAAAGAACGUGAAAACAUUGGUUUGAUAGGUGUAGCAGAAAUUUGGGAAAAAUCUCCUCCACAACCUGUUAACAAUUUAGAUUCGGAUGAUGAAAAUGGUUUAAAUCAAAACAAUCUUGCAAUUGAUCCAAUUAAAUCACAUAAGAAGAGGAAGAAACAUAAAGAAAAAUCAAAGAAAUCAAAAAAGUCCAAAAAAGCAAAAAAGCAUAAGGAAUCACAUAAAAAGAAAAAGAAGAAAAAAGUAUCAUCAGAUAGUUCAAGUAAUUCAAGUAGUGAAGACGAUGAAUGGAUUGAGAAAAAAGGUGCUAAAGAACAUACCGUUGAUGACAUGGUAGGACCAUUACCAAAGCCUAAUGUCACAUUAACACAAAAAGAGUAUGGCCGUGCUUUGUUGCCUGGUGAAGGGGCAGCCAUGGCAGCUUAUGUACAAGAUGGUAAACGUAUUCCUCGUCGUGGUGAAAUUGGUUUAACAUGUGAUGAAAUAUCAUCUUACGAGUCGGUUGGGUAUGUGAUGAGCGGAAGUCGGCACAGACGCAUGGAAGCUGUGCGUAUUCGUAAAGAAAAUCAAAUUUACUCUGCUGAUGAAAAACGUGCGUUGGCUAUGUUCAGUAAGGAAGAACGGCAGAAGAGAGAAAAUAAAAUUCUUACUCAGUUUAGGGAUAUGGUGAAAAGCAAAACCUCAAAUAAGUAAUUAGAAAUUAAAUUUUGUGUUAAAUCUGUAUUAAAUGUAAAAUAAUAUAAUUGACUGAUUACAAUA
Messenger RNA from Rhopalosiphum padi (bird cherry-oat aphid), 919 nucleotides. Its product is annotated as NKAP family protein CG6066. The coding region runs from base 131 to 853 and encodes 240 amino acids. Gene Ontology annotation, cellular component: nucleus. Lineage: Eukaryota; Metazoa; Arthropoda; Insecta; Hemiptera; Aphididae. The record is from RefSeq and is a predicted model, not a curated record. Gene Ontology annotation, biological process: regulation of gene expression. Gene Ontology annotation, molecular function: chromatin binding. The transcript is spliced from 4 exons.